GAUCGGACGAGCAUGGCGUACCGCGACGACGAGACGCAAGCACUGGUGCCCAAGGCGCGGAGCACGACGCCAUGCCUCAUGCUCCUCACGUGCUGCUCCUGCAUUGGCGGCUUCCUCUUUGGCUAUGAUACGGGCGUCAUCUCGGGGGCACUUGUCUCGAUGCAAGGCGCAGAUGGCGGCUUCUCGCUCACCACGCUGCAAUCCGAGACCGUUGUCUCGGCGGCCAUCGUGGGUGCGAUCCUCGGCGCGGCCAUGGGCAGCUACGGCAACGAUCGCUUCGGGCGCAAGCCCAUGAUCUUGGCCUCGUCGACGCUCUUCACGCUGGGCGCCGCCGCCAUGGGCCUUGCGUCGACGCUCUCGAUCUUGAUCGCUGGCCGCUUCCUUGUCGGCAUUGCCAUUGGCGUCUCGUCCAUGACUGUUCCCGUGUACAUUGCCGAAGCAUCCCAUCCAGCCUCGCGCGGGACUCUAGUGUCUCUCAACACGCUCAUGAUCACGGGCGGUCAAUUCGCCGCCAGCGUCUUCGACGGCUUUCUCAGCACGACGCCGCAAGGCUGGCGCUACAUGCUCGGUCUCGUCGCGAUCCCGUCCGUGCUUCAAUUCAUUGGCUUCCUCUUGCUGCCAGAGAGUCCACGCUGGCUCAAUGACAAGGGGUUCCGCGCCGAGGCCCAAGACGCGCUACUGCAAAUUCGCGGCUCGGGCGACAUCUACGACGAGUGGGAGCUCAUGGUGGCCGAGGCCGACGCGUCGGAUGCGCGCGAGAAGCACUUUGUGUCCGACCUCAACACACCCGCCGUGCUAAGAGCCCUCACCCUGGGCUGUGGUCUUCAAAUUUUGCAGCAGCUCUGCGGGAUCAACACGGUCAUGUACUACGGCGCCACCAUUGUCCAAAUGGCCGGCUUUACCGACCCGUCGACCGCGAUCUGGCUCGCGGCGGUCGUAGCUUUUAGCAACUUUGCCUUUACAUUUGUCGGUAUCUUCCUCGUCGACCGGGCUGGGCGCCGGCCGACGACGCUCUGGAGUCUUGCCGGCGUCGUGCUCACGCUCACUGCCCUUGGCACGGCCUUUCACCUCGCCGAGUCGGUGUCGAUCCCGGUGCAUGGUCUCGGCGCCUGUGCUUCGCUAAGCACGUGCUUUGACUGCGUCGCCAGCCCUGGCUGCGGCUACUGCGCCGCCACCCAGACGUGUCUUCCAGGCUCGGACGUCACGCCGCUCGACUCGUUUCUUUGUGAGAGCAAGCGCCUCAACUGGUCGUUUCAUACGUGCCCGACCAAGUCGAGUGUCUACAGCUGGCUCAUCGUCGGCGCCAUGUUUUCGUACCUUGCGUGCUUUGCGUCCGGCAUGGGCUGCAUGCCGUGGACGAUCAACGCGGAAAUCUACCCCACGAGCGUUCGCAGCGCCGCGAUCGGCCUUGCGACAACGUCCAACUGGGUCGCGAACCUCGUGGUGUCGUACACCUUCCUUACGAUCACCGAGGCCUUGUCGCCGGCCGGUGCGUUCUACCUCUACGCUGGCAUUGCCGCUCUCGGGUUUCUAUGGCUCUGCCACGCGCUCCCCGAAACAAAAGGCCUCGCGCUCGAAGACAUUCAGCGCAUCUUUGCAGACAAGUAACAGUGC
Molecule: messenger RNA, 1614 nt
Organism: Saprolegnia parasitica CBS 223.65
Lineage: Eukaryota; Oomycota; Saprolegniomycetes; Saprolegniales; Saprolegniaceae
Exons: 8
Coding region: 13-1608 (531 amino acids)
Biological process (GO): transmembrane transport
Cellular component (GO): membrane
Molecular function (GO): myo-inositol:proton symporter activity
Source: RefSeq, a predicted model, not a curated record